Molecule: messenger RNA, 837 nt
Organism: Dissoconium aciculare CBS 342.82
Lineage: Eukaryota; Fungi; Ascomycota; Dothideomycetes; Mycosphaerellales; Dissoconiaceae
Exons: 1
Coding region: 161-583 (140 amino acids)
Source: RefSeq, a predicted model, not a curated record
GCGGACUCCUUGCCGGAACUCUCUUUUGUAUAUGGGCAUGCUUCCAACACAAUCAUGAUUUCAACAGACACCUCUCGCUCCAUCGUGAACGCGCUCGAUGGCAUUGCCAUUACUAUGGGAAAUGUACUCCCUGCACUGCAUCAAAUGAUGCGUAAUCUCCAUGCUGUGUUAUGCAUUUACUAGUCAUCUACGCGGCCAAAGCCGGAUCACCUUCCCUGAUACUCCUCGCUGUCACAGCAGGAUCCAAUCCUGGCUGCUGCAGCAACUCAAUAGUAGUACAGCGCGUACCAAAAUGAGCCCGCCGGCGAAUGUUCGCUUUGCAAAGGUUGUGCUCUUCAGCCACCGCUUCUCACACCUAUUCGGAUUGGAACCAAGUCUGUUCCCUCUGCUCUCCACAAUUUUAUAUUACCUUUCUGCCUCCGGGCGGCUGCAGCACACAUACAUUGAAUGUCACUCUGGAAUAAUAGCACAGUCUGGCCGAUUAACGGACCAUCCACGGAACCCGAUGGCAGGCAGUUGCGCAAGCAAACAGAUCGACUUCGAAAUAGCGAUUGAUCAGAUCAGGCAUGGUGAGCUGACAUGACAUGAGCGCUUUUCGGUGUGGCCAGCCCGAAGGGAUUUCCGCAAUCACCCUCGUCGGUGUGCAAAAUGUGCAUGUCAAACAAUGGUCGACGCUUAUGCAAUUCGUUCAAAGACCCGGAUCAUGUGGGGACAGCACACUGAUUAACUCACUUUGGUCAAUCGACUUGAGAUGAUUGCUGGUCGACGCUUUCUACGCAUGCGCAAGCGAGAGUGAUUAAUGUUCAUCACAGCAGCUGAUCUAUUCAUCCAUGCAGA